Molecule: messenger RNA, 3225 nt
Organism: Naegleria lovaniensis
Lineage: Eukaryota; Heterolobosea; Eutetramitea; Acrasida; Naegleriidae
Exons: 1
Coding region: 1-3225 (1074 amino acids)
Molecular function (GO): protein binding
Source: RefSeq, a predicted model, not a curated record
AUGAAUAAACCAAGCAAUACAGUGGUAUCAACCACAACACAACCACCAUUGAAUGCCAUUAUUAAUUAUAAUUUCAAUAAUCAUCACACCUCCAUGAACAAUAAUAACAACGGCGUGUUUGAUAGCAAUGUCGACCAAUUGUUUUCAAAAGUGGAUCAUUACUUUCAAAAUAGAGCGAUCCAUCAACAUCCAAAUGUUUUGAACAGUGUUCAGCAACAAGACGUUACAUCUCCAUUGAACAGUUUCGUUGUACAACCUCAUGUCAUUCCACCAUCACAAAACUCACCACUUCCUCCUCUUCCUAUUCGUACUUCCUCUCUCUACACAUUUCCUUCUUCCUCGGUUCAUCAUCAACAAGGCUCAUCAUCAACUCACGAUUCCGUAAUCGGGCAACAACAUCCUCUUGUACCGUAUGAAAGACAUGUGAUUCAUGAACAACCACACGAGUUACAUCGUCAUUCCGUGACAGGAAUUUAUGAUCCUCAUGCUCAACCACCACAAAAAAGUCAUGCAGAAUUGUCUCCAACAUUACAUUCGAACAACAAGAGAAAUAGCUUGUCGCCGCAAACUCCACCGUCGAAUAACAUCUCUCAGCAGCACAACCCUCAAGUUGAGCAAAAGAGACGAUCUAAGAGCGUGAGUUUUAAUGUAGAAGAAGAAGAGAAAAAACUCAAACCUCUUCCGAGACCACCUUCAAUCAACAUGAGCAACAACACCAACACUACAGCAGCAAUACACAUGCCCAAUAAUGUACCCUUCAACAAUACUACUAGCUCUGUAUAUUCUAAAAGUGAAGAAGCAUUCGAUCACAGAGCUACAAUUUCUUUUGAUAUUUAUGUAAGGCCGGAGGAAGAUGAAAUAGAUUAUCCAACUCCCUCCUUGACGACUCCUCUUACUGUAAGAGAGGAUUCCUUUGACAAGACUAGUUGGAAACAUGACGGUCAUAAUUUAGAAGCCAUUAUGUGUAGACAAUCGUUUAUUGCACCAUCAUUUUCUUCAAAAUUUGAAACCGAUUUUGGAGAUAAUCAUGCCAUUGAGUAUCCUCAUGUUCCUCCGUCACAUUUUGACAAUGACAAUAGAUCUGACAUUUUCAGUAUAGGCUCUUCAUACAAUCCCAAUGCUAUUCCAAAUACCUCAAAUGCAAUGCCAAAUGGAUUUUCUAGUAUUCAAGACGAUGACGAUGAUUUGGACGAUAAUCAAAAUUAUUUUGAUUUUAUCCAACUUGGAUUGUUAGAUCCCAAAGAUUUUGAUACUCUUACACAAACAUUGUACAAAAUCUUUGAGAUACUCUAUAUCAAGUUUGGAAUGCUUCCAAAUGAUUGUAGCUUGAAUUUACUUGAGAAACAAUGUUCAUCUCAACUCUCAUCUUUGGUUUCAAUAGCAAGUAAGAGCGUAAUUAGAGAAAUAGUAUUAGCAAUUAUUGAAAGAACAAACUCAGAUAAGAAAAAAGAUUUGAAAAUAUUCGAUGGAAAUAACACUUCGCAAGGUGUUCAAUUUAUUGAAAAGAGUAUUAGAGACAUUGCUAGAGAAAGUUUAAUCAAUUUAAGGCAAGAGUUUGAAACGAGUUCUCAAUUUACUGUUUCCAAAACUGAAGCUGAUAAUAAUGAACAAAUUGACGAGUUAGAAAUGAUACCUAAAGCCAUGGUCAAAGAAAAGAAAGCGGUCGAUCGAUAUUUACAACAAGUUAAUAAUGUGAAUACAAAGCUCAACGAGAAGGGAGAUACGUUAGUACAUGCAGUCUGCUGGUACGGCUAUAGAGAUGUUUUAGAAUAUCUUCACAAAGAGAAAGGAGCUAACUUGGCGUUGAAAAACAACGAUGGAAAAUAUCCGUUGGACUAUUGUAUCACUCAACACAAUUUAUCAUGCUCUCUUUAUAUUAUUGGAUCUUGUCAUUCGUUGCAACUGUUAUCCAACGAUAAGUUAAGAGAAAUUUUGAAGAGAGAUGUUUUGAGUGCUAAAAAGAAGCACGUCACUAAAUCCUUGUAUCAAUGUUUAAAGAAAUCCAAGAUUAGACCGAACGUAAAGGAUGACUUUGGAAUGACUCCGUUACAUUAUGCUUGUAUAUUUCGCCUUGAGGGAACUGCAAAGAUUCUGUUAGAUCAUCCUAAUUUGAGAAUUAAUGAGGCAGACAAAAUGAAACGGACAGCACUACACCUAUGUGCCAUCACCAACAAUUUAGAAAUGAUUGAAAAGCUCUGUAAAAGAGCCGAUAUUUCUCGAAAUGCACAAGAUGAACAUGGAGAGACAUUUUUACAUUGCUACAUUCGAUACGUUUACUCUGAAGACAAUGGUCCAAAAUAUGAGAAUCCAAUUUUGCUUCUUCAUAAGAUACAAACAGAGAACAAAUGGUUCAGAAGCCCAAUUGUAGAUUGUGGACUAUUGCUAGCUCAUGCUGGCUCAUUGGAGAGAAUGAACCAAUAUAAUGAUUUUGUGAUUUCUUGCUGGAAUCAAAUUGUCAAGUUUGGUUUGAAUGAAAGUUUUAUCAUUGUAGAUCAUGGAUUGCUAGAAGGGAUUGUUGAUGCAGAGGUUGUGAAAUUUUGUAUCAUUUCAACGUUCAAACAGUUCAUUACUCCACCAAAAAGAAAUCACAAGAGACCUUAUAGAAUGUAUAUGGGUAUAGGCAUGGACACGGGCCUUAGAAAGAAGUCCGUCAAUUUUAUUCCUGGUUCAACGAGCAAGGAUGCGAACUAUUAUCUGAAAAUUAGAAGCUAUGGAUCUCCUAAUUUAAAUGAAGCCCAAUUUAAAGAUAUAACAGAAUCAGGUGGAAGAAUUUUCUAUAUUAAUGGAGUUUCUGUAAGAGAAUGUGUACAAAAGAUGAAUGCUUAUCUGAUUGAAGCGGUUUACAAAGGUGACAUUACUAGAGCUAAAAAGGAUGGAAGAUACGAUUGUGGAGCGCAGUUGGAGUUGAAACGCAAACCUGUCGUACAAGUCAAGUAUGGAAAAUCUAUCAAACAAUUGAAGACAGCAACUAUUUAUCAUCAAGUCAUUGAUGUUACCAGCUUAAAAACGUAUACAUUCUCUGCCAUCGACUUGGCUGGAGACUUGCAAUUUCUGUUUACUGAUUUGCAGAACUUCCCAGAAGACUCUCGAUCCACAUGGAUUCAAAAUUCACACAAACAAACUCCACUAGCUCUGGCCAUCUCUCUCAUCAGACAAUUAGUGAAGAAUAAUAAGGUAGAACAAAAUUCCAUUCUCACCUUGCCAAUCAGUGCUUUCAAAAUGUAA